AUGUCCAGCGGUAGAAGAGCAGAUCGAAAUUCUCGCGACGAUCGCUCGCCUUCAGCCACUCCGCCACGUUCGCGGUACUACUUCAUUAGAACAACAUUUUUCAAUGAAAUUCACAACGACUGCCGAUUAAAUCACUAGUAAUCGGUCGAAGUUUCCAUUUUAAAAUUUCACUCGGUUUGAAGACCGAUCACCAUUCUAUGACAGAAGUUUCUAUUUUUUAUGUAUCACGCAAAAUCGUUUUCUAUUUUUUAUGUAUCACGCAAAAAUUAGUUUUUUGCUUAGUUUAUUUUUAAAAUAACAUCGUUCAUAGUUUUAAUUGAUUUGAUGAUUUCAGAGACUCGCGCGUUCGAGAUCGGCGACAUCAGGAACGCGAUAGAACUGCCAGAGGAGACCGACGUCGCGACGGGAAGCUGCGAAAAGAAAAAAAGAGAUCGCGCUCGCGGAGGUUGUUUGCGGUUUGAACUUGCUCUAACUCUAGUUUUUUGUUCAGUAGACACCGCUCUCGAACUCCUAAGAGGAACAAAAGACGCGACAAGCGACGUUAUUCUACCGAGUCCGAUGCCGAAUUGUGAUUUCCAUUCCAUAUUUUUUUCUUUCAUCUUCUUUUUUUUAGAAUGUCGAGCUCUCUUAUAAGUGAAAUAGCCAAACAGCAUGGAGAUGUUAUGAAAAACUCAUCGGCGAAAAAAAAGAAACAUAGGAAAAAACACGUUCGCGACAGUUCGUCCUCAUCUUCGUCUAGCCCUGACAUCUCAGUGAGUUUUCUAAACAAGAUUUAAAUUUUUUCAGUUCGUAAGGAAUCAUUUUUUCGGCUGUCAAAAAUAUUUUCAAGCUGUUAAUGAAACAGCUUGUUUGAUUCAAAUUUUUCGAAGGAGCUAGUUUUCAGAUGGUAGAUACAUAACUCUCAAACUUGAACGGUUAAAGAUUGUUACACCUUCCUAAAAUAUUUCAUGUCUGAGUGAAACAAUUAUGUAGAGAACUUAGUUUCAUUCAGAAUCCGCACUGUGAGACUUUUUGCUAUUAGAGAAGACAAAUUGCGUUUUAAUUCUUUAUUUAAGUGCGUUUUCAGUCUCAAAAGCGGGGAGAUGGCGCGAUGAAUGGCUCUUCUACUUCGCUGAACAUCCCUGCGCCAUGCAUGCCGCCUUCCUUCGACCCGUCGUCCUACUCGUUCUUCCACCAUUCCAUAGUCCGUUGAAUGGAUAUGCUUCAAAAGCUGGAACUUUUUUCUCUAGCUGGCAGCUUUCAGAUACAACCAGUUCCCCCGCCUCCAGCGGCGCCUUACUUUGGGAACUGUUUCAUUCCUCCGGUCCCUCCACCGCCCAACGCCAAUCCAGAAGCAUUAGUUUGUCCCUUGCCUCUUGACUGAGCUCAUCGAAAACAACUACAGCGAGUCGCACAGCAGUUUUCGGCUACACCGACUUUCGGAAUCGUCUCGGCGCCGCCGUCAGUUCCACCGCCUCGCAUCGUUUGCGGCGUGCAAUUGUCGACGAUCACCCCGCCGGAAAGACUGCCUUCUAUCGCUCCAGAGGUUCGCACAGGUCCUCCGCAACGAGAAAAAGUCUUUCGCAGAUGGUUCAUGCGGACAUUUCUGCGUCGACGUCGCGGACGCGAGUUGGCAUCGUCGACGGCCUCCCUCUGCCUAAUGUGCAUUCUAUGGAUCAGAUCAAGAGAAGGAAACCACCUGCUCCAGUGUUUGUUUUUUUCUUCUUUCUCAAUUAUUCAAAAUAUCGGGUAGCAUUCUAUAAAAAUCUAUUUUUUAUAAUGUAGGCGUUAAAUAAACAUUUUUUUUUCUUUGGCGUCGUCUUGGGUUUUAGGGGGGUUUUUUUUGCAAAAGUUUUGAGAUGAAAAAAUCAAUUACUUUUUUAUCCACACCUAUCAAUUUUUUUUUGUUGUGCUUACUCGUAUCUUUUCCGCGAUCAUGCCAGUUUCAUUUUUUUUUUUUUUCAUAAAAGAAGUAGAACUUGACGCAGCUUCAAACUUUAAUGAAAUGUUGCUGAGAUGCUCUCUAGAACAACCUUAUUAAAUCAGGAAAAACAAGUAUCGACUUUUCUCUUCGAGCCGAGAAAAAAACAAUAUUUAUUUUGCUGUGAUUAAGAGGUUCUAGAGGAAAUCUCAGAAAUUCCAUCAAAAUGAAUCAAGCUGCGUCCAUUUGUACGUACUUGUCGAUUUAAUUUCAAUAAUAAAUCAAACAACCAAUAUUUUUUUUGAAUGAUCAAAAGCGAGAAAAAAAAAAUUAUUAUUAGAAAAUCUUUGCCAUUGCGCGUUAAAUUAUUUUUUUUCUUUCUUAAACUGAUAAGGUUUUUGUUGAUAGGUACUUGUUAUACGAAAAAUUUGCUUCGAUCGUUUCAGUGGUUGUUUCACUCUGUUUUUGCAGCAUCAUAAACCGGAAAGGAUCCCGAAGGAAUCAAUUGGCUGGCGCCGAAUGGGGAAUGACGGUUCUAGGCGAUUAUGAACUCUUGGAUCAAAUUGGCGAAGGCACCUAUGGACAAGUUUACAAGGCGACAAACCGCAGAACUGGUCAUUUUUUGCUUUCUCGAGUGUUCUCCAUACUAGCGGUUUAGGCGAACAAGUUGCGUUGAAGCGAGUGAGGCUGGAGAACGAAAAAGAAGGGUUUCCCAUAACGGCUGUUCGCGAAAUAAAGAUUUUGCGGCAACUCAACCACAAGAACAUAGUUCGGCUAAUUGACAUUGUUACGGAUGAUGUUUCUAUGCAUGAUUUGAGAAAUUCUCGAGGCGAGUAACUGAUUUUUCGACAUCUAAUUUUAAAUUAUUCAGUCAACUUCUACUUGGUUUUUGAGUACGUUGAUCACGAUCUUAUGGGCUUACUCGAGUCGAAGAACCUUUUCAACGUCGACGAAGUGCAGAUUUGCAGUCUGUUCAAGCAGCUUUUGGAGGUUAGUUGCCGAAGCGUACUUCGCUCACGAAAAUAACUUUUUCAAGGGUCUUGCCUACUGCCACAAGGCCGGGUUCCUCCAUCGAGAUAUCAAGUGCAGUAAUAUACUUGUAAAUAAUAAGUGAGGGACUGCUUGAAUUUACUUUCAAUACUAAACUUGCAUUUGUGCAGAGGCGAGCUGAAAGUGGCGGACCUCGGAUUGGCUCGUUUUUGGCACGAAGAUAUGGAAAGGCCUUACACAAAUCGAGUCAUAACUCUCUGGUAUCGACCUCCGGAGCUGCUUCUCGGCGAAGAACACUACGGCCCAGCCAUCGACGUUUGGAGCGUCGGGUCAGCCUUAAAAAUUUAUUUCUUCGACAGAAAUACAUUCUUGAACGAGAACAUCGAGAAAGUGGAGAGCCUCUAAGAGUUGACAGUGAAACCAAAAAUUUUAUUUCAGAUAACAUUUGAAAUCGCGUUUUCUUUCUGGAAAAAAUUAGAACUAGGGGAUACUCGCCUGCAUAUUUUUACCUGGGCUGAACGUCUAGCAAAGUUUAGAAAGACGGCCAUUUUUUUGGUUCUCACCUCCCAAAAAUUUAUGGUCCUUCUACUUUUUUCCAGUAAUGAAACCAUCCGCCAAACAUAAUCUCGGAUUCCUCUGAUUUUCUCCCGCUAAACAACUCUGACGAUAGAAUUUGGAGAAAAAGGUUGUUUUCAGUUGUAUGCUUGGCGAGUUGUUCACCCGGAAGCCUUUGUUUUGUGGGAACAACGAAAGUGCUCAGCUGGAGCUUAUUUCAAAGGUUUGAUUUUUAUCAUGCUCUCAUAAAUUUGUUUCGCUCUUCAGUAAUACAUGUUAUAAUUCAGAUGUGCGGUUCUCCGACGCCGGAUUUGUGGCCGGAAGUCGUCGUUUUGCCGUUGUAUGGCACUUUAAAGCCGAAGAAGAUUUAUUCGCGGCGGCUAUACGACGAAUUCCGCUGGUCCGUCGGAUUUUGUGCGUUUCCCACGGUAGCAAGAGUUUUUCAGCAUCAUGCCGGAGCAGGCGCUGAACCUCCUUGAUCGGAUGCUCACCUUAGAUCCCAAAAAGCGAAUCUCCGCCCAGGCUGCUCUAGCUCAUCCUUGGAUUCGCGAGCUCGACAACAAGUUUGUCCCUCCGAUUCAGCUGCCACAACAUCAGGUUUUUGAGAGACGGAUAAGAUUUCAUCAAAAGACGAAUUUCAAGGAUUGUCACGAGAUGUGGAGCAAGAAGCAGAAGAAAAAAUUGCAACAAAGCUCUCUGCCUUCGAUUAGUUCCACCGUUUCGAGGCCUUCCUCGAGUGUUCAAUCCGUCGGUCGUUAUGUACCUGAAUCUCAGAAACACGAAGUUCGCCAGGGUACGUUUUUUUUGAAAGCAUGAUUUUGGAUGAGAAAGUAAAUUUAUUUUAGAGGUCGUGAGGAAAGUUCGUGAAUAUCUGGAGAAUCCGUACUCUUCAAAGAAGGCCGAUGAACUCACCAAGAACUUUGAAAGUUUAAGCGAAGAUAUCGCUUCCGUUUAUGUGGAAGCUUUGAUGGUGACUUGAUCCUAGUCUCUCUCAUGUAUCUCGAUAAUUUCCAGGAGUUCAUUCCCCUUUGUCGAUUAGCAAUGCCGUCGAUUCCGCCCAACCUAUCUUGUAAAGAGCGGAUAGCUGAAUUCGUCAAGUUCUAUUUAAAAUGUGUGUUUGACUUCUUUCACUAGGAAAGUUUCUAAAAAUCCCAGAUGGGGUCCAAACGUUCGUUGUAGGCUGGACCCUAUGUUCUCUGAAAAAACAAGUCGAAUCAAUUUGAAAAACUAGAAUUCAGGCAAUUUGGAGGAAAAACAUUUCAAAGCAAACCCUACAUUUUCAAUCUUCAAAAUGAAACUUGCUUUUUAUUUUUUUCUCUUGUUUCUCAAAUUUUUGAAAUUCAAAAGUUUAACUUGUCAAAAAAAGUUAUUCAUCCUUUUUUUGAAAAUCACUUGCGCAUAGAAAAAAAGUCAAUGUUUGAAAAGGAAAAGCAAGAAAAUUUCUUUUUAUUCACACUGAGAAGUGAAGGAAUUUCAGCGGAAAAACCGAGGCAGCCGUCGGCCGCAGCCAACGAUGCUUACUUCCACCAGCAACCUCCACAGCGGCCGUUCAACGGCGACGGCCAGCAUUCGCGUCCUUUCGGCUUCCCCCCACCUCCGGGCUCGUUUUGA
Molecule: messenger RNA, 5056 nt
Organism: Caenorhabditis auriculariae
Lineage: Eukaryota; Metazoa; Nematoda; Chromadorea; Rhabditida; Rhabditidae
Source: the annotation of a GenBank genome assembly